AUCAGAAAGCGCCCUGUUGGCCCUACAGGCAUCCCGUCAUGCUCGUGGCCUCAGCGCUACGUCAGCAGUGAAACCCAAACAUGGCGGUCUCCAUAGCACAGCGCCGGGCUGCCAACGCUCGUUUGUUGAUAUUAACUUUUCUCACAACGUUAAUAUUUCACAGCAGCGUCGCUAACAUCCCUAUACCUGCCUCGACGACAGAAGAGGCUCCUCACCGCCGGUUUGAGUACAAAUACAGCUUCAAAGGACCACACCUGUCUCAGCCUGACGGCAGUAUCCCGUUUUGGAUCCACACUGGAAAUGCCAUUCCCAGUGCAGACCAGGUGCGCAUUACGCCGUCCCUCAGGAGUCAGAAGGGCACGGUGUGGACAAAAAACAAAGUCAACUUUGAACACUGGGAGGCUGACGUGACCUUCAGAGUAUCUGGAAGAGGCCGGAUGGGAGCGGACGGUUUGGCUGUGUGGUUCACCACCGCACAAGGCCUCGACGGUCCGGUGUACGGCGCCGCCGACCAGUGGAUCGGAUUUGGAAUCUUCUUUGACUCCUUUGACAACGAUGGAAAGAAAAAUAACCCAGCUAUAGUUAUUGUGGGAAACAAUGGAAACCUUGUUUAUGACCAUCAAAAUGACGGCACCACACAAGCCCUCGGCACAUGUUUACGAGACUUCCGCAACAAACCCUAUCCCGUCCGGGCCAAAAUAACAUACUACAAGAAGACGCUGACGGUGAUGAUCAACAACGGGUUCACUCCAGACAGAGACGACUACGAGUUCUGCACAAAGGUGGACAACAUGAUCAUUCCCGUUGAGGGCUUCUUUGGCAUUUCAGCUGCCACCGGAGGUUUAGCAGACGACCACGAUGUUUUGUCCUUCUUAUUGUUCAGACUCACAGAGCCGGGCCAGCAACCGCCCCCACCCGAUUCUGAGAUUCCUAAAGAAGAGAAGGACAAGUACCAGGAGGAAUUUCAGAACUUCCAGCAAGAGCUCGACAAAAAGAAAGAGGACUUUCAGAAAGAGCACCCCGACGUCCAAGGAGAGCCAAUUGAGGACUUCUAUGAGAGCGUGAGCGACCGGGAGAUCCGUCAGGUGUUUGAGGGCCAGAACCGAAUCCACCUGGAGAUCAAACAGCUCCACCGGCAGCUCGCCAUGAUCCUGGACGAGCAGCGGCGAUACGUUUCUGUCAUCACCGACGAGGUCGCCAAGAAGGGCACGACCGCCGAGUCAGGACAGCUGGAAGCUGCUGGUCAACAACAGUUGGGCUCCGUCAUAGCCACCCAGCAGGAGGUUCUCAAAAACCUCAAUGAGCUGAGAAACUCCUUUCACGAGUCGCUAAAACAGAUCGGCUCGGCCCAACAUCAGGGGAACGCCGGCGGUCUGGGAACGUACGAGACCAUUCAGCACUUCAACGACCUCAAGGAACAUCUGCACACGGUCAAAAGGGACGUGGAGCACCUGGUCCAGCGUAAUGCUCAGAAUCCAGCGGAUAAGAUUACAAAGUGCCCCGACGUUCCUCCCAUGCCUUCCUGCUUAUCCACCGUUCAUUUUGCAAUCUUCAUCGUGAUUCAGUCGCUUCUGUUCUUCUGCUACGUCAUGUACAAAAGUCAACAAGAAGCAGCAGCAAAGAAGUUCUUUUGAUGAAAUGCGUUUCUAAAAAAGAAAGCGUGUGUAAAUGAGGGAAUGUCCAUUUUUGUCUGUUUUUGUUGUUGGUUUGAUUAUUUUCAGAUCAUAAAUUAUUGUACUUGGGGGGGGAAAAAAAAAAGUUUUUGUUAAAAAAGUUUAUUUGAAUUAAUUGCAGAUUUUUCAUUCGAUCAUUAAAUCGUUGUGAAUGGCACUUUGGGAUUUCCAACACGAUGUAAAACAGUAUUUUUAUGUUGGAUCCUUUUUGAUAUUGUUUUCAAAAGUCGAAAUCUGCCCCAGGCCCAUUUCAUGGAACUGACAACAACCCCCCCCCCCCCCCCCCCCCCCCCCCCCCCCACUCUCCUCCUGUGUUAUAAAAUGUGCAAUUUUGUAUAAAACGAAUGCUGAGCUGUCGGUGAUGAGAACUCAGAGCAGAUGUCUGCUUCCGUUUAUCUGCUUUGAUCGAGUCAAACAUGUCAGAAUCUGACACAUGAACAAUUUACAUAAACAAAAACAAAACCAA
This is a messenger RNA of Cottoperca gobio, 2139 nucleotides long. It is a transcript of the gene lman1, whose product is annotated as lectin, mannose-binding, 1. Lineage: Eukaryota; Metazoa; Chordata; Actinopteri; Perciformes; Bovichtidae. Gene Ontology annotation, biological process: endoplasmic reticulum to Golgi vesicle-mediated transport. The transcript has 13 exons. Gene Ontology annotation, cellular component: COPII-coated ER to Golgi transport vesicle; Golgi membrane; endoplasmic reticulum membrane. The coding region runs from base 81 to 1634 and encodes 517 amino acids. Gene Ontology annotation, molecular function: D-mannose binding. The record is from RefSeq and is a predicted model, not a curated record.